Messenger RNA from Macrosiphum euphorbiae (potato aphid), 276 nucleotides. NCBI's taxonomy places the organism in Eukaryota, Metazoa, Arthropoda, Insecta, Hemiptera, Aphididae. The record is from the annotation of a GenBank genome assembly.
AUGACAGCACUCCUGUUACCUAAAUAUUGGAUUAUGUCACUAGGCACUCUUAUUCGUACAGUCAUCAGGCUGUCAGCCUAUAAUACUCAACCAGCCAUGGGCGAUUUGCCACGAUCCCACUUAACCGAAUGUCACCCUUUCGCCCGUGUAUGGAUCGAUUAUGCGGGGCCGUUGCAGAUGAAAGGACAUCGCCUCCAGAAGUAUAAGGUAUAUGUGGUGGGAUUUGUAUGCAUUGUCGUCAAGGCGGUACAACUCGAGGUCGGAUCUGACCUGUAA